AUGCUGAACGAAGCUGGUCUUCAGAGCGUAAUCGAUACAGUGGGGGAUCCUCGUUCUCGACGGCAGGUACCCUCCCAUCCUCAUGGCCGCAAGAUGAAGGGCGAUAUCCACAUUCCUGGAAUCCGCGAUCGAGGGUCCGAGCAGUACGAGGGCUUGAUGGCGGACGUGACGUUGGUCCACCCUUACAUUGGUAGCUCUGCCGACCUGACCAAGUGGGGGGAGGUCAACCUCGACGCCCUCCAUGUUGCAGCGUCUGAGAAGAUUCGCAAACAUCGCGCUGCAUAUGCCAUGACUACUCCUCCUCGAGCGUUCAUCCCUCUUGCCAUCUCGACGGACGGUACCCUGCAUCCUGACACCCUCCGCUUCAUCUGGUAUCUCGCGGACAUCAUUGCUCAGCGCUCAAUGCCUCUUGAGGAUGCGGCGUUUGGUCGGCACUUCGUGCCUGAUGACGGACCUGCUGCUGAGGUCUUGGCUCGCAAACGCGCCGCCACCUAUCAGCGCCUCACUAUGCAGCUGACGCUGGAAGCGCUCUUGUCUGGUGCGAGGCGCAUGACGCCCUUGCGGGCGCAAGCACUUCUCGAGCCAGAGGACAGCUCCUCCUCGGACUUUGUCGAGUCGCCCGAGGAGUCUUCGCCGGAGGUCUCCGACUCCGAUGGGGUACACCCUUCGAGUGGCCCCGACGAUCGGCGCGGAGCUGGCGAGGCGUCUCCGUCCCUCACUGUGACGUCGGGUGCCUCCGGAGAGCUCGACACCACUGGGGUGCUUGCUGCUGGUCCGAGCUCGCCUGCUUCCUCCCCGGCAUCGGUCGGGUCACGCCGGUCCUUGGGCAUUGCCGCGGCGUCGCCGCCGUCACGGGCUAGCGAGGAGGACUACCUCGAGCGGCUGCUUGUCGGUACGGUCUGCGCGGCUUCGCGCUUGGGCUGGCGCUGCCGCGUCUGGGUGCCAGCAGUGCUGGUUCUUUUCGGGCUUGUGUUUUGUGUGUGA
Molecule: messenger RNA, 984 nt
Organism: Guillardia theta CCMP2712
Lineage: Eukaryota; Cryptophyceae; Pyrenomonadales; Geminigeraceae
Exons: 2
Coding region: 1-984 (327 amino acids)
Source: RefSeq, a predicted model, not a curated record